Haliotis rubra (blacklip abalone) is the source of this 561-nucleotide messenger RNA. RefSeq names its product sulfotransferase 1B1-like. The transcript is spliced from 4 exons. Lineage: Eukaryota; Metazoa; Mollusca; Gastropoda; Lepetellida; Haliotidae. The coding region runs from base 1 to 561 and encodes 186 amino acids. The record is from RefSeq and is a predicted model, not a curated record. Gene Ontology annotation, molecular function: sulfotransferase activity. Gene Ontology annotation, biological process: sulfation. Gene Ontology annotation, cellular component: cytoplasm.
AUGAAGUUGAGCGACGCACCAUCGGAGCUGACAGAAGCUAAAUGCAAGAUCGUGUACAACAUCCGCGACCCCAAAGAUGUAGCUGUGUCUCUGUACAACGCCUACCUUGAAGGACAACACACCUGUUAUACUGGAUCUUUUGAGGACUUUUUGCCUCUCUUUUUGGAAGGCAAGGUUGACUGUAACGGCCUGUUUGAACACUGGAGAGAUGCCGAUGUGUUCUUCAAAGCCCACCCUGAUAUCCCCGUUUAUAUUCAAGUCUACGAGGAGGCGCUGAAGGAUCCUUUCGGCGCGGUACAGAAGCUGUCGGAUUUUCUUGAACUUGAAAGAAACGACGACUUGUGUCGUGACAUUGCCGAGAAAUGUCACUUCUCAAAAAUGAAAGUGGACAAGGACAAAUUUUCAAUGAAGUUUGGGAGCAAAGAUAUUCAUUACAGAAAAGGUGUUUCUGGGGACUACCGGAACUACUUCAACGACCGCAUGCUGGACGACUACUACAACGUCUACAAAGAGAGGCUAUCAGGAACGAGGUUCUACCUCCAGUACCUUUACAACUCUUAA